Coregonus clupeaformis (lake whitefish) is the source of this 2581-nucleotide messenger RNA. It is a transcript of the gene rpap2, whose product is annotated as RNA polymerase II associated protein 2. The record is from RefSeq and is a predicted model, not a curated record. Gene Ontology annotation, molecular function: RNA polymerase core enzyme binding; RNA polymerase II CTD heptapeptide repeat phosphatase activity. The transcript is spliced from 12 exons. The coding region runs from base 21 to 2045 and encodes 674 amino acids. NCBI's taxonomy places the organism in Eukaryota, Metazoa, Chordata, Actinopteri, Salmoniformes, Salmonidae. Gene Ontology annotation, cellular component: cytoplasm; nucleus.
UCAAAAUUAGCACAAAACAUAUGACCAGCAUGGAGAAUCAGCCACGAAAAAGAGUCGCUCGCUCUUCAAAACCAGGCAAAAAGGAUGGGAAGAGUGUCAAAGCACAGACCGUUGCAGAGGAAGCAAGAAGGAGAGAGGCAGUGAGGGAGACCCUGAGAGAAAAGCUGGAUCUGGAGAAGAGGGCACUGCAGGUGGUGGAGUCUCUCCUGGAGGACAGCGUAGCAGAGGACUUCCUGGUUGACUGUGCAAGGUUGAUCACUUCUGCCAAUUACAAAGACACAGUUGAGGAGAGAUCCAUUGUGAAGCUGUGCGGUUAUCCUAUCUGUUCAAAUAAACUGGGCAAGGUCUCCAGGCAACAGUUCAAAAUUUCCACCAAAACCAAUCAAGUGUAUGACAUCACAGAACGCAAGAGCUUCUGCAGUAACUUCUGCUACAAAGCCUCCAAGUCCUUUGAGCUGCAGAUAUCUAAGAGCCCUCUAUGGUUGAGGCAGCACGAGAGCCCCCCAGAUGUGAAAUUAAUGAAGAAAGGAAAUGGCGGUAGCACUGGAGAGGAGGUGAGGCUGGUUGAGAGGCGUCUCAGAGAGGAAGAUGUGGAGAACCCCCUUCCCCUGGACUCUGAGGCCCCACAGGGCACCAGGCGCUCCCCUACAGCCGGUCACAGCGACGACAGCGACACCGAACAGGACUUUGUCUCCAGCGUGGUCUCCCAGCGACAGGGACCCAGGGUGCACUGGGGUGAUCUGCCCAAGUGCACUGCCGAAGGGGAGGGUAGGGAACCUGGAGAGGGGGAGGACAGGGAGAGAAGGUCGGGAGCGAAGGACACAAAGGUGCCCAAGCAAAUACAAACAAAUAAGGCGGAAGAAAAGGAGGAGGAAAACACAGAAGAAUCACAGAAAGCACUAACAAAAACAAGCAAUGGCACAGAUGGACCCCAACAGCACACAACAGCUACAAACCACCCCAGUGAUCAGCAACCUUUCCUGGGAGAGAGAGGCUCGCCAGAGGGCCAGUCUAUAGAGGAAGCCGCAGACCUAAUGAGCCAAGUCACAAUACAGGAUAGAGACCCAGCUCCAUCUCCUGCACCAACAGCCCACAGUGGACAGAAUCAAGAACCAGCUCCAACCCCCACCCCACAGGGGGAUCCAACCCCAGAACAGCCCACCCAGCCUGGCAUCAACAUUAUACAGGUGGGCAUGAGCAGAAGGGGAGCACAGGGGCUCCAGGGGCUCCUCAAGGGCCACGAAGCUGGGACUAAACCUGUCUCGGUCCGGCUGAACCUUCUAGAAGGCCUAAGGAGGACCUUCAACGAAUGGACGACUCAGGAGACUAUGAAGUUCCUAUAUGGCCCAGACCACUUUAGUAAAACACUGAUAGAAACAAAGAAGGUGGAGAAGGAAGAGGAGCUGGAUGAAGAUGACUUGGAGGACAUUGUGGAGGGUGGUGGGGAGGGAGGUGAGACUGAGUCCCAAGGGGGUCCAGGAAGGCCCUCAGCCCCGGCCCCAGACUACGACACCCUACGCAGGGAGACAGAGGAGAUGGGGCUGAGGGUGAGGGAGUUCUACAAAGGGAUGGAGGAAGUCCAUAGGGUGUCAGGGAAACAACAUGCCAGAGGCGGAGACUCAGAGAACCAGGGUGGUGCGCUCCCAUUGGUUGACUCCCAUGCCCAGCACCUCAUCCAGAAACGCAUUACGGUGGAGAAGCUCACUAGAGGCCUGCGAGACAUCGUGGGUCAUCUGCGUCUCACCAUGACUGAUGUCUCCAGUGACCUCAACAAGUUGGUCAGGACCUUCAGAUUUACAAACACCAACAUCAUCCACAAAGGCCCAGAGUGGACCCUGAUUGCGGUGGUGCUCCUCCAUUUGUUAUCAGAGGUAUCCCCGGUGGUGCGGGAGGCCCUGGAGAGCCCGGCCUCAGUAGAGUAUCUCUCUACUCUGAUGCAGGAGCUCCCACUGCAGGACCAGGACCUACAGAGCCUAGUCCAGCUACUCAAAACCCCAGCCCUCUGUCCACACGCACACAUAGAGAAACAGCAGACAAAUCAAUGAAACUCUAUUCUACACAACUUCUUCUAGACAACAACCCUUUACAUUUUCCCCCUAUUAUAAGAACUGCAAGGGCUAGAGAUAUCCGCCCGGUUAUCCUUUUUAUUUGUUUUGGUUGCUUUUUCUGUUUGAUUGAUUCUAUUAUAUUAUUGAGAAUUAAGAGUCAAAUAAUGACUUUCAUCUUCUCUGGGGGUAUGGACAGUGCUUGAUGUGGCUUUAGUGUUCUGAAAUGAAGACUGUUUAGGCAUACUGUAUCAUUGAAUAGGCUUGUUUUCAAACACAUUCUUACACUGGUGCAUAGUUGAGUGAAUCUGUUGAUACAGUGAAUCUGUUGAUACUGUAAAUGUCUAAAUCAAAUCUUUAAAGUUACAAGCCUCAAAUGUUUAACCCUAUGCCUCUACAACCAAAUAAAUCACACUUAGGUUUUCCACUGUGUAUAAAAACGUCAUGCGUUGUCGACUAUAUUGCCAUACAUACUGGAAGAGGAUGGUGCAAUAAAAGUGAUGCUAUUUCUCCGAACUACCUUCACAUUAAGUUUA